AACGUUUUACCCAGAUGCUCACUUCUUAUUGGCAGAACCACGUUUGUGUAGCCAAUCACAAAAUUCUAGACUGCGUUAAAAGCAGAUUAUUCAGUUCCUGGUUGGCAAAAAGUGGAAUAUUUCGCGUGUACAUACCACACUACACUGUUUAUAACCGAGUAUAGGAUUUAAGAUCAUUGCUUUCUGCUGAAGGCUAAGGUACCAAAGAUGAUCCAAAUGAUUGUACUCAGGAUUCUCUGCUGGGUUCAUGUAGCUGCCGCAGGAACUCAUUCACUGCAGUAUUUUGCGAUGGCGACCUCAGAAGGGACCGAUAUACCAGAGUAUGUAGCUGUGAAUAUGGUGGAUGAUAUGCAAUACUCGUACUAUGACAGCACCAUGAAAACACCCAUCCUCCUGUUCGACUGGUUGAAUAAGACUGGGGGUCGUGAGUUCUGGGCCAGACGUACUCUGUAUAUUCUCUAUGGUCAUGAUGCCAUAAAAUGGAGUUUGAGAAAUACAGUCCAGCACUUUAACCAUACUGGGGUUCACACCUACCAGGACACGGGGGGCUGUGAGCUGGAUGAUGACGGGACCGGGCGAGCAUAUUCAGUUCACGCGUAUGAUGGGAAGGAUUUUAUUAGUCUUGAUGGAGAGACCAUGACCUGGGUCGCUGCAGUGCAACAGGCUGUCUUCUAUAAACACAAGCGGGAAGCUGACACAGCCUUCCAACAGACUGAUGUAGGCUUUUAUCAACAGGAGUGUUUCCAGUCACUGAAGUGGUACAUCCAGUAUGGUAUGGAGACUGUGCUGAGGAAAGUCUGUCCUGAAGUGAUGCUAAUACAGAGGAAAGCACCUAAAUCUGCAGGAACAGAUGUCAUUUGCCACGUGACGGGGUUCUACCCUCGAGAAGUUGAGGUGAACUGGGUCAGAGAUGGAGAACAUCUGCUGGAGGAGGGGGUGUGGAGCGGGGAGGUGCUACCCAACGGGGACAGAACCUACCAGCUGAGAAAGACCCUGACAGUGAGUCCUGAGGAGCAGGAAAAACACAGCUACUCCUGCCAGGUGGAUCACGCCAGUCUGGAUGAGAAGAUGGAUGUGAAAUGGGUUCCAGAGGCUGGUCUGAACAUGUGGUUUGUUGCUGGUGGUGUGCUGGCUGCCCUGGUUCUGAUCGCAGUAAUCAUAGGAGUUCUUAUCUGGAAGAAAAGAGCAUCAGGUGCCAAGAGACCUGACUACACACCAGCGCAGACAAAGGAACAAAGUGAUGCAUCACCCAACUCCAUCAACAAUGACUGAGGUGUGACUCCAUUGCCGAGAUGCAUAAAGAGAGCAAACCACUCAACUGAGCCUUCAUCUUUUACACUUCAUGAUACACUGUCAAUUCCUCUAGUAGUCUUUGAGAAGCCACCAUUGGCCAUGCUCGAUUUUGCACUGUGCGUCCCUCUUAGCAUGUAACUGCGGCAUUAAACUGCACCAAACUUUGUAUAGGGAGUGAACUUUUUGAAAAAAAUAUUCUUUACAUAACUCUUUUUAAUUAAGGCUUUUUGAGUAGCACCUUGGAAUGUCUAAAAAUUCAAGUGUUGCAUAAAUAUCUUUAUUGUACAUGAAGAAAAACAAGAAAGGUUCACUCUUGAAACCCAUCACCAAAAAAACAUACCACUUUAUUUCCAAAGCAAAUCUUUAUUUAUUAAACAUGCUUUACAAAAUGCUGAGUAUAGAAGUUGCAUAAGCCUGUGGAAAGCACUAAUAGAUUUAAACAUUAAAAAGUUUGACAUCUUUCCUGAAGAUAUAUUUGUUCCUGACUAUAUGAUUAUGUGGAAUGUCUAGAAAUAUUUAGAGCCUUAUUCUCAAUGUUUUACACCAGUCUAACAUACAGUGGCUCUCAAAAGUAUUCACCCCCCCCUUGGACUUUUCCACAUUGU
This is a messenger RNA of Polyodon spathula (Mississippi paddlefish), 1898 nucleotides long. Its product is annotated as major histocompatibility complex class I-related gene protein-like. The record is from RefSeq and is a predicted model, not a curated record. Gene Ontology annotation, biological process: immune response. The transcript is spliced from 8 exons. The coding region runs from base 208 to 1272 and encodes 354 amino acids. Gene Ontology annotation, cellular component: external side of plasma membrane. NCBI's taxonomy places the organism in Eukaryota, Metazoa, Chordata, Actinopteri, Acipenseriformes, Polyodontidae.